AUGAACAAUAAAACUGCUAGAUUCUUCCUUCAUUAUUGUCCACUUAUUUUCUGUGUUAUAUAUCCACCUCUUUUUUAUGCUGCUGCUAUAUUUAUUCAUAAAUGCGUCUCCUAUUAUGAUUAUACUCAAUUGUUAUGUAAAUGGCCUUGUUAUUUUUACAAUACAAAUUGGUCGAGUAUAGAUUUAUUUCUUAAUAACUAUACUCCUUUACUCUCUAUUCCAGUAUUUUGUAUUCUUCUUUAUGGUCGUGUACUUAUUCAAAAGCAUACUUUGAAACAACAAAGAUUCAAAUGGCGUCGUGACAAAAAAUUGAUAUUACAACUUUGGGCAAUAUCAAGUUUAUAUUUAUUGAUGUGGAUGCCAGUACAAUUAGCAGGACUAAUUAAUAUGUAUUGGUUGCCAACAUUUUUAUUACAAGCUCAAAUUGAUUAUAUGUAUUUAUUUCCAUAUUUGAUACAUAUUCUUUAUCCAUUUAUAGUUUUACUAAGUUUUCAUAAUGAAAUGCUCAAAUUUAAACGAGUUGCAAUAAGAUAA
Molecule: messenger RNA, 534 nt
Organism: Adineta steineri
Lineage: Eukaryota; Metazoa; Rotifera; Eurotatoria; Adinetida; Adinetidae
Source: the annotation of a GenBank genome assembly